GGGGAAACUUAGCUAUUAGUGUAGCAGGGUCAUGAAGAAGAGGCGGCGGCGGGAGAUCGGAGGCGGCGGCGGGGGCGUGAAACUGCGGUAGCUGCCCGCUGGGCUGUUGUUGUGGCUUUGUGGGAAGGGCUUAGUUCCUAAAGCCCUCUCCGGGCAGCGGCCGGGGCUCGGGGUUGAGAGCGGCCGUGGGGUCGCCUCCCCGGGCCCCCUGGCUCCGCCAUGUUCCGCAGGGCACGCCUUAGCGUGAAGCCCAAUGUCAGGCCUGGAGCAGGCGCCAGGGGCUCCACCGCCCCCAAUCCACAGCGUGAACGAGAGGCUCCCAGGCCGCCGGAACCUGCAGCGGCCUCUGUCCCGAAGCCAGCGGAAUCCACAGAUGUGCCCCCAGUGGAUUGUGGGGAAGCGGACCCCCGAGAAAAGACUCCCAAGAGCAGUGAUGAAAAGACUGAUGGUGGAAAGGAUGUUGAAGAAUCCAGUAAAUCUUCCUCUACCGUUUCACAGAGAAGAAAGCGAGUAUCAAGUACUUUUAGUCUGGUUAAACCUAGUGUCAGUGUUCCUUCAGAACCUCAUCCUUUAUCUACAGUUAAUCAAGAAGCUCCACAGCCAAACCCUGUUCCAACAAAAGAGAAACAGCCAUGCUCAGACAGAUACCGAAUAUAUAAAGCCCAGAAGCUGAGAGAAAUGUUAAAAGAAGAAUUGAGGAAAGAGAAGAAGCAAUGGAAAAACAAAUAUGCUGUAAAUGAAAGUCAGAGGCCACCAGAUCGUUCCAAAAUGACUAUGAGAGACUUCAUAUAUUACCUGCCAGAUAACAAUCCAAUGACUUCUUCACUGGAGCAAGAAAAGAAAACUGAAAAAUCAUUGACACCAGUCCAGACAAGAGAGCAAGAAGGUAAGAGUACUCCUGAUGGUGAAGAUAAUGAAGAAAUAGAAGAGGAGAUAGAUGAUGGGCCAUUGCUGGUUCCUCGAGUAAAAGUGGCAGAAGAUGGUUCUAUUAUUUUGGAUGAAGAAAGUUUAACUGUAGAAGUUUUAAGGACGAAAGGCCCCUGUGUUGUUGAGGAAAACGACCCCAUAUUUGAGCGUGGUUCUACAACUACAUACUCUAGCUUUAGGAAAAACUAUUACUCUAAACCAUGGUCAAAUAAAGAAACAGAUAUGUUUUUUUUAGCCAUCAGCAUGGUAGGAACUGACUUUUCUAUGAUUGGACAGCUUUUUCCUCACAGAGCAAGGAUAGAAAUUAAGAAUAAAUUUAAACGUGAAGAGAAAACAAAUGGAUGGAGAAUAGACAAAGCAUUCCAGGAAAAGCGCCCUUUUGACUUCGAUUUUUUUGCUCAUUUGCUUCAGAAAGUUCUUGCUGAAGAAGAGAAAAGAAAACAAAAAUCUGUUAAAAAUCAGACUUUAAAGGAGAAAUCCUCUAAAUCACGGAAAAAUGUAAAAGUGAAAAAAGUUGCCAGUGAAAGAGUGAAUGAUAAUCCAGAUGAGUCUGUGAGCACUAGAAUUUCAGACACAGAAGGAUCUCAAAAGGAUGCUCAGACAGUUGAAGAAGAACAGCAGUCUCUGACUUUAUCAGGACAGGAUUCAGAACAGAAUGCAUUAGAACAAGAUAUAAAUCAAAAGAAAAGGAGAAGAAAGAAUCAGGAUGAAGGUAGUGAACAAGAGGUAAAUCUUUCAGGAAAUGCCACUGUUCAGCCAGGCUCUUCUAAAGGAGAAAAACACAAAAAUAAAUGCCUGUCUUUAAGUCCUGAGAUGAAUGAAGAUGAAAGCAAUAAGGAACAAAAGCUUCCCUGUGUACAGAACACAGAUGACAUUGUGGGUCUAUCCUCUAAUGAAAAGGCUGAGAAAAGAACUGACCCUGCUCUUUCACCAAGUAGUCAACAAGAUGCCAUAUCAGUAGCAGCUGAGACUUCAGAAUCAAGCACUUCAGAUUUGCCUGCAUCAGAAGGUGGAAUUAGAGCAGUGUGUGAGGUGAAUAAUGCUGAGCGUAGUUGUACAGAAGAAGGAAAUGUUGACCUAAAAGAUAAAGCACUGGAAACUGAUCAAACAGAAAGUAUUAAACCGAUGACAAGAGGACGACUCCAGAGACCUAAACCCAAUUUAUCAAGGGCAGUUGGGAAGAAAUCAGUUCUUUCACAAGGGAAAACAGAUGCAGAGAGCAAGAGUUUACAUACAGAAACUUCAGUUGAAAAGAAUCAUAUGGAAAAGGCUAAAAUGAAUACACUUGGUAUUUCUGGAAUGGAGAAUAAAGAGAAAGAGAACCCAGAAGCUGACACUGCAUCUAAUUUGAGUGAAAAAAUUUGUCUGCAGGAAGAUGAUCAAUUAAAGGCUUUCAGACCUGCACGCCUAAUGAGGGGCUUAUUGCAAAGGCCAAAGCCAAAUGUAGGUAAAGCUGCUGAAAGAAAAGAAACUGUUACAUCACAGGAAAAAAUUGGGGCCAGUGUAGAAAAGAAUGAAAAUGAGUCCUGUAUCGAUAGAGAUACUCCUGAACAAAUAGAAGAUCAGGCAUGUAAAAAUUUUGAUUGUGAAGACAUCACAUCACAAUCUGAAAAAAAAGAUACUUCUUUCCAAAAUGUGCAGUCAGAUGAGCCCAAGGCUCUUAAUGAAUGUCUAAGUAUUCAAGAAGAUAAUAAAGCAAAUAAACAAGUUCAGAUUCUAAAGACUCGAUUUCAGAAACCAAAGCCAAAUAUAGGAAGAAGAACUGGAAGAAGAGAAAUUUUCUCAAAGGAAGAAGAGGUACCAAAGGAGGUUCUUGCCUCUGAGGAGAUGACAGCAGCUUUGAGAGAAACUGCAAGAUUGGAAACCUCACCAAGGGAAAAGGUACCUGUGGAGACUAAUACUGCUAAGGAAAUGGAGUCAGAUUUAAAAGAAACUGAAAAAAAAGAUAUCUCUCCCAGGGAGAAAAUACCAGAAAUGAUUGAUGUCACUGUGGAAAUGGAGACAGAUUUGAGAGAGACUGGAAGAGAGAUUUUCCCAAGGGAGAAGAUAACAAAGGUGACUGAUGCCACUGAGGAAAGAGAGACAGAUUUGGAAGAGACUGAAAGAAGAGAAAUACCCCUACAGGAAAAUGCCCCAGAGGAGGUCGAUACUAUUGGUGAAGUGAAGACAGGUUUGAAAGAAACUGGAAGAGAGAUUUCCCUGAGGGAGAAGAUAUCGGAGAUGAUUGAUGCCGCUGAGGAAGUAGAGACAGAUUUAGAAGAAACUGAAAGAAGAGAAAUACCUACACAAGAAAAGCCCUCAGAGCUCAAAACUAUAGAUGAUGAAAUGGAGACAGAUUUGAACAAAAUUGGAAUAGACAUUUCCCCAAGGGAAAAGGUACUAGUGGGCAUCAGUGCCACAGGGGAAAGGGAGAUUGAUUUCGAAGAAACUGGAAAAAGAGACUUUUCCCUGAUGGAAAAGGUAUCAGGAAAGAUGACUGCCAUUGAGGAAACAGAGGCAGAUUUGAAAGAAACUGGAAGAGAAAUUUCCUUGAGGAAAAGCCGAUCAGAAGAGAUCAGUGCUUCUGAGGAAAAGGUGGCAGAUUUGGAAAAAACUGGAAAAAUAGACAUUUCUCUAAGGGAAAACGAACCAGAGGAGACUGGGACCUCAAUACAAACUGAGACAGAUUCAUUGCAGAGGGGUAGUGGUGACUGCAGUGCUGUGCCUUCACUAAAUAUUAAAGACAUUAGCAGUGAAGUACCAUCCAUGGUGCAUGUAUCUGUAGAAGAAAAAAGAAAUUCUGAAAAGGAAAUAUCAAGUCAGUUGAGUCAUUUGAACAUUUCUUCACAGACUUCGGAACUUGAUAAAAUAGAAGACCAGAGGAUGCGAUCUCCAGAAGUUCCAGAGCAGUUUUCAGAUAUUAAUUUAAGCAAAUCUCUUCCUCAAGAACAGAAGCCAUUUGAAGUGAAACCAGCACCUUUUGUGAGAAGUAGAUUCAAAAGACCAAAACCAAACUUAGCAAGAGCAGCUUCAAAAAGAGAGACUAUAGAAGCAGAAAAACAUGCACCUGGGAAGAAAGUGGAAGCUGAUAAAAAAGGGACUGUUGUGAUACAGCAGAAUGGGGAACAAACGAGAACUCUCCCUUCUCAACGUGAUGUGGCUUCCCUAAUGACAUCAACAGAAAAAGACAAAUCAGAUCACAGUCAAGAGGAGGCUGUGAUAUUACCAUAUGUACAGACUGAAAAGGACCUUUCCCCUUCGAGUUCUUGUGAACCUAUAGAGGAGACUCAGUCUACACAAGCCCAGGAAAAGGAAUUAGUUGUCUCUAUGGGGACUUAUCAUAUAAACACUUGCGAACAAGAAAUGAAGGAAAGUGUUAUCCAAACUGCUCCACCAGUAAGGGGCCGACUUCAGAGACCCAGUCCAAACUUAAGAAAGGUUGGACAGAGGCAAGUAAUAGAAAAAAGUGAAGCCAAAGAAACAAUUAAGGAAGAAAGGACGCUACAAAAAGAUGAAACUAAAAAAUUCCUGACUGUGCCAAAUUCUCAAAUUGCAAUGGAAAUUGAAGUUGUAUCCUCCAAAGUUUCAGAAGGCAGAAUGUAUGAAAACCAGAGUCACGUUCUUUUAGAAAACCUUCAUGUUAACAAAAUAAAUGUUUCAGAUGAAAAGACGAGACAUGAACAUAAAACAUAUGUUCCUAGUCCACCACAAAUGAUAAGAAUGCAAUUCCAAAAGGCUAAGCCAAAUUUGGGAAGAACACAAGGUAAGAAAGAGGACUCAGGCAUAGAAAAAGACAGAGCAGAUCAGAGUAAGGCAAGGAAGCCAGAAGAUAAUUUGCUGCAGCAUGGAGAUUCUGACACCCAGCUUCUUCAAAAAGGAAAAGCUGAGUUUCUGACAUCUCUGGAGAUUUCAGCAAGAAAAGGUUCUGUAGGUUCCAAGGAGAUUGGUUUGGCAAAAAAAGAUGCUCAAUCAGAAGUUGGACCAUCAGGAAGUGUUGGAGAGAAAACCAUAGGCGAUAAUUCUAUGUGUUCAGUUGUCGAAGAGCAGUAUGUCAGUAAACCAGCAAGCUCUCCACAACUGUUAAAAGAAUCAAAUUAUUCUAAAAUUGCUGUGGAUCGAAGAACAGCUCUCUCUUCUGCCUCUGAAUGUAAGAUAGAUCGUAGUGAAAGGAGAAUGCGUCGAAAGAUUAAACCAAACGUCCCCAAAGGGCGUGGAUCAAAACGAAUUCGGAGUAAGACCUCUAAGAAGGAACCUAGAGCUUCUAAGCCUGUGCUGGUGACUCUUCGAGCUUCCCAGGAAGAAGACGAAGAUGAUGCGGAAGACUUUGAGUCUGACUAUGAAGAAGAAAGCUAUCAUCUUGCUCCAGAAGAAGUUAACAAAGCUCCAGUGUUUGUACCUGUUGGUCUCAGAUCUCCUGAACCGGUUUCUGCUCAGAUUGAGGAAACCAUGGAAGAGCUUGAAAUACCCAUGAAUAUCCCAGAUGUAGGAUGCAUAGCUGUUGUUGAACAUCAGCUCUCAUCAAACAUAGAUUUGACUACUCAGGAAAUGAAACAAGAAGAAAAUUUGAAUGCAUUAUCAGUUGAAAUGACCACAGGUGAACAUUCCCAAGCUGAAACAGGUACCAACGAUGGAAGCACUGAAGCUGCCAUAACUUUACUUACAAUGGGAGGUCUGGUGUUGCAGUCAGAGAUCAGUACAGAACAGAGUGAUGGAGUGUGUGUACUUCCUGAUGUUCAUUCAAACGAUAAAAGCCAUGUUCCUUUUUGCCCAGAUAAUACAAAUCUCAAAAUUGUUCAUGAACGUCAGGAACCUUCUUCACCUAUCCGUAGUACAUCUCCAACAGUAGAAGAAAACAAGAUUAUAUUGGAUGAACAGAGUACUAAAGAAGAAAUUGGUUUAAUGGAAGAAGUAAAGGAAAACUCUAUAUCAUCCAGGACAACUUCAGAAGUGACCAAUAAUUUGAGAAUGAGAAGUAGAUUUGCCAAGCCUAAGCCAAAUCUUAAGAAAAUUUUAGGGACCAGCAGGUUUGGUGCUCAUCAGGAAGUUCCCAGUUUGUUUGUAACUAAAGGAGAAGUGGAAAUUCAAAGAGAAACUGAGAAAAAUGCUUCUAAAGGGAGAGAAUUAGAAGAUAAAAACCUUGAAUCAGUUACAACAGCAGAGAGUAAGGAGCAGAGCAAAUUGGCAUCUGUACACGGUAUUGAAGAAACCAGUAUUUCACAAGAAGCAUGCCUAACUGGAAGAGAUGAAGAUGAAGAAGGGAGGUCUGCAGAGGUUCAGCUGUCUUCAGUUGCUCCUGUUGUUUCAUCUGAGUCAAGGCCCCACACACUUGAUUUGGGUAUGGGUCUUGGUGAGAGUUCUGUCGAAGAGCCCCUGGGAAAGGACUCUAACGGAGACAGUGUGCUUAUACUUCAUGUUCCAGAGUGUAGUAUUCCAGAAGUCCAACAAGAGAAUAUAAACAAUCCUCAAGACCUAACAGUUGCUAAUGUACAUCAAGAAAGUGAGGAUGAACAAGCAUUCAUUUUAACUCUGGUGGAAAUCCCAACCAAUGCAGUAGAAGAAUUUGCUGAUACCACUAUGCAGUUAAUGCCAAACCCUUUACUGCCAGCCCCCAUAUUGGUCAAAUCAGUGAAUACAGAAGAAAGGGGGGACAUAAGUAUCAGUUUUCCAGUAACUUCAGCUGGUCAGGAUGACAUGUGUUUAUCUAAUUCUGGAAGAGAUGAUUCCGAAAAGCCUCCUGCUAAUUUGGAUCUUGUAUCUAGGAAGAGAUUUCAUUGUAGGCUUGACGAAAGUGACCAUGUUCCUCCUGCCAAAAAAAGUUCACUCACUUUAAGAGAUGAUUGUCAAAAAUAUACCUCUGAGGUGUGUUCAAAGGAAUUAGUAAAUGUUUUGGAGAAAACAGGAGAGUCUUACAAGGGACAAGGUAUCUUCCCUACCUCAGGAAACACACAUACAAUUCCAGAACCUCUGAAAGAGCAACUUGAACCAGCUUUUCAGAGUAUCAGAUCUAAACCUCUUGAUAAAAUAACAGAUACACAAGAAAAGAAUACAUCUCAGUUACCUCAGGAUGAGAUAGUGGUCUCUGAUAAGGAAAAAAGAACUUGUGCUGCUUCUAAGUCUGAACAAAUGGAUAGCAUCACAUCGUCUUCAAAAACCCCACUAUCCAGACCUGGCAGAAGACCCCUGGGAUUUUUGUCUUUAAUAUGUUCAAAGAAUAGUUUGGAGUCUGAUGAACCUACUCAGGUUCAUAGCAAGAAACGCCUGAAACCUCUUAUACCUGUAUCAAGACAGAAUCUGAAAAGAUCUAAUCCGCUCAAUACAAGCCAGAAAAAAACUCAAGAGUCCUCUGAUCUUCCAUCUCCAAGUGUUGUUGUUAAUAGUCAACCUAAAAAUAUUGAUAGUUCAGCAACUCAGGUUUCUUGUAAUCAUCCCUUACCAAAAGGAGAAUGUAAAGAUGUCCAAAACCGGCUACCAGAAGAGGAGCCAAUGACAGUCUCUGAAUAUUUCUUUAGUGAUAUCUUUAUUGAAGUGGAUGAAACAGAAUAAAAGUCUUCUUUUUUUUUCUUUUUUUUUCCUAAGGCUAGGAUUUCCACAGUCAGUUAUAUCAACAAAGCAGUAUCUAGAAAAAAGCCUCAGUGGCAAUUUUUCUUUAAGUUGAUUUUGAAUAUUUAAUAGGCUUGAUUUGAAGCUUUUAUAAUCAGUGAAAAACAUUGCUGAGGUUCCUUUCGUUUUGAUUGAUUCAGCAUUUUGGAAAUACCAAGCAAUUAAGACUGCUUUCUCAGACAGAAAUAACAGCUCUUGUUUACAUUUUGACUCUUCCUGUGUUGAAUACACAUGGACAUCUUGGAAUGUUGUGGAUAAAUGUCUCUGUAUAAAUCACAGUGCCGACGUAUUUGGAGAAGGAUUGUAGUUAACAUUUAGCAAACCUUUUGUGAAGGUUUUUUUCUGUUUGUUUAGGGUUUUUUGGUUUUGUUUUUUGGUUUUUUGGAUGGUGAAGGCCUUUUCAGUUGCCUCUAAGUGUGUGAAAAUAAAUUGUGAAACUCCACUUUAGUAUGGUAAAUGUUAAAAACUUUUCUAUUAUCAGCUAUUUGACUGAAAAAUGUGUAUUUUUCUAAUUCAUGUUGAUGUAACAUUAGUCCUAAUUGAAGAACUAGUAUUUAAACUUACUAUUUAUAAAGAUAAAACAUCAAAAUCUUAUUUAUUUUUAAAUUUUUUAUUUAAAAGAAUAUUCAGUUUUAAUUAUUUUUACCCCUGAGAUUAUGGGUAAAGAAGUCAUUAACAAAUUUAUGUUUGUCUCCUUUCCCUCUUUAAUUUUAAAGGUAUUUAAAGUGAUAAAACUAAAUUGUUUGGAUAGUAUAUACGUUUGGAAUACAUUUUUUUCUCAUAGUUUAGUAUAUUGACUUUGUACUGUGAAUUUUUUGUUUUUCUUAUUUCUUGGAUAAUCUCAGGAUUUGUAUGGGAAAAGAACGCUUAACUUUAUUUAUGAGGCAAAUUUCCAUACAAAACUGUGUCUCCAUUACACACACAUAUGCUCACAUACACACAUUCCUUUUUUAAAAAACAAUUUCUUGGUAGUUUUUUUUUCCCCAUUAAAUUCUCCAUAAGGAACUAUGUACUUAGACCUUUAUGCACAGAACAUAAUUGUGAUGUUAAAAAACAGAAAAUAAGAUAAUAAGACUUUAUUAAGUCAGUGAUUAUCAUCAAUAUGAAUUUAAGGGUUGGUUUUAAUUUUGAGAUUUUGUGAUUUACAUAGGUAAUUCUGUUACCUACCCAAGCAAAUCUUUGGUGGUUCAAAUUAAACUUCUGAAAGAACAGAUUUAUUCUUUUAUUUGAAAAGCCUUCUGGGUUGAUAAUACAUUAGAUCAGGAGUCAGAAACAUUUUCUGGAAAAUAUUUUCAAGUUUGUGGGCCAGAUGCCCUCUGUGGUAACUACUCAACUCUGCCAUUUCAGUAUGAAAACAGCUACAGGCAAUACUUAAAUGAUGGACAUGGACGGGUUGGGUUUUUAGUUUAACCCAUACAUUAGAGAGUAGUUUUCUUACCUUAAGGUGCUGAUGUCAUUACCUAUGAGAUAUUUGUCACUGGAGUUAUGAGUUGUGCCUAACACUUAAACCCUUGAUUGCAUUAUGAAAUCAGUAUUUCAGUUGGGAAGAUAUUUUAAUGUCUAAUUAUGUUUGUAAUUUGAAAAAAAUGGUGGCCAGUUUUCAAGUUCAUUAGUAAAAUUGGAUUUGGCUUGGCAAGUAUAACAGUAAUCCUAAUUUAUGAAAACAAUUGAUAUUAGAGCAUUUCUUAUUCAUUGCCUUAUAGUGAAAUUUGCAGUUUAAACUUUUUUGUCAUAAAGGAGGAUCUAUAAGGAAAUUCUCUAUAGAUAUGCAUUUAUUUAUUUCAUGGGAUUAAUAUGUCACAGAAAUCAUGGUAGCAAAUCACAUAGCUAUUUUAAUGCCCUGUUUUUAUAAAUUUUAAAAAUCUCAUAUUCUGAAAAGCCUUCUUUCAUUUAGUUCAUGUUAGUUUGGGUGUUAGAUUGUCGUAGCUAAACUAUUAUUUUAUCCCUUGUUUAAUAUUACUUUUUAACUUCGUUAACAUCUGUCUCUUGUUCAUCUACAAUGAGUUAAUUUUAUGGAAGAUGUAACUUCUUACUGUGUGAAGGAUAAUUUUGUCUUUGGGCAUUCAUUGUGUUAGAGAAUCAAGUCAGACAACUAAAUUAUCCUACUAUUAUAUCCUUAAAACUACUCUUGGUAAAAGAAACUUAAUCAGUGUAUUUACCUUACAAGGUGGAAAGAUUUGUUCACACCUGUGCUUAAUCUGACUUAUGUAAAGAUGAUGUUGUGAAGAAUUUGUAUUUUAUAAAUCUUAAAAGAGAUAUGAUUAAAGGUCUUUAUUUUUUUCUUGACUUUUCCUCCUGAAAACUUACGUCUUAGCAAGUGAUCAACAUUAUGGCUUCAAAGCCUAAUUGUUGGUAAAUGAUUGAGGCACAUAAAAAUAUGAAUAUCCACUGUUUACCACCAUGUUUUUUGAAGUAGAAGUGACCAUGUAUACAAUCUUGCUUGAAGAAGUCUUUGACAAAAAGCAAUAUCUGUCGUUGUAAAUUUUCUUGUUCUAAAGA
Physeter macrocephalus (sperm whale) is the source of this 10005-nucleotide messenger RNA. RefSeq names its product BDP1 general transcription factor IIIB subunit (gene BDP1). Gene Ontology annotation, biological process: RNA polymerase III preinitiation complex assembly. The transcript has 39 exons. Gene Ontology annotation, molecular function: TFIIIC-class transcription factor complex binding. The record is from RefSeq and is a predicted model, not a curated record. Bases 220 to 7449 code for a protein of 2409 amino acids. Gene Ontology annotation, cellular component: transcription factor TFIIIB complex. Lineage: Eukaryota; Metazoa; Chordata; Mammalia; Artiodactyla; Physeteridae.